Clavispora lusitaniae ATCC 42720 is the source of this 537-nucleotide messenger RNA. NCBI's taxonomy places the organism in Eukaryota, Fungi, Ascomycota, Pichiomycetes, Serinales, Metschnikowiaceae. The record is from RefSeq and is a predicted model, not a curated record.
AUGAAUGGUCGACAGUGCGUCGGGCGAUGUGUCCAGACGAACAGUCCGUGUCUGUUCGUAAGUCCAGAACUGGAGUCGAAGGGAAGAGCGCGCGCACAGAUGCUGGCGCGCCGGGCGCCGAAUCACGGGGCGAGCGCGCACAAAAGCGAGCAAAGUUGCGCCUUAGCCGCGCCUCCGGUCUUGCGUGGCGCUCGAGUCCUAUCUCAAAGACGGUGCGCGCAUCGCCCGUAUGGCCCUGGGCCUCGAGAAAGCGGGCAAACUCUUCGUAGUACAACGCUAGUUGCAGCCCAAUGCGUUUUUUCGCCAAGUAAACAAAGAUAUCUCGUGGCUGGUCCGAAUAGCCCACAUAUUCGAGCCACACCUUCAAGUACCGUGGAUCGUUCUUGUAGUAGUCUGUAUCGCGAAAGUGCAGCGUGCAGCGUUCAAGCAACGCAAGAAGCCCGCUAUCUGUAUUGUUACCCUGUGGGAAAUGGCAGUGGGUCCAUUCUAGGUAAUCCAAGUAGGCUUGGAGUGGGUCGUCCAAGUCGUCGGCAGUAA